AUGAUAUGCAUGCAUGGACCAACAACGUACAUCUUUUCAAAGCUGUAAACGCGUUCCAAGUAUCCACAAUUUGAUACUACUCGUUCAUCUAUGAAGCCCUAUAUAAAGGGUCCAAAACUUCCAUUCUUGAAUCAUCAUCAUCCACAUUUGGAGUAGUAACAAGGAAGCUCAAUCGAAUUGUUAUUUUUUUAAGUUUUGCUGGGUCACUAUGGAUCAUAAGCUUUUUGUUAGAGUUCUUGUGUCUCUCUCUCUUUUCGUUCUUGUUUCUUGGGUGGCUAAUGGUGAUGGUGCCAUAUCAUCUUGUAACCAAACACCAUACCCUCAAGUAUGCAAUUCCUUCGUUAGCUCUAAUCCUCUAGCCACCUCUAAAGGUUUCCGUGAUAUAGCCCUCUCAGUUACCAUGAAUCAAGCUCAACAGGCCCAUAAUCACAUUUCAUCUAUGGACUUGACGUCUUUCGACGAGCUGGCCAAGGCGGCCCAUGCCGACUGCGCAGAGCUUUACAAUGACACGGUUAGCAAGCUUAAUCGUGUAUUGUUGUCUAACAGUUAUGAAGAUACUCAAACAUGGCUUAGUGCAGCAGUUGCUAAUCACCAGACUUGCCAAAAUGGGUUUAUGGAGCUCAACAAAGCUUCAUUUAUGUCUUCCUUACCUUCCAUGCUUAGUGACUUCUCUAAGUUGCUUAGCAAUUCUCUAGCUGUAAACAAACAAGCAGCUUCAGCACAGUCUAGUAAACCCGGAGGUGCCAGACGCUUGCUUUCUAACGGGUUCCCUUCGUGGGUCUCUGCUGCUGAUAGAAAGCUUCUCCAGUCAACAACAGCAGCUUCACAAGCUAAUACAGUGGUGGCUGCUGAUGGGUCUGGUAAUUACAAGACUAUCUCUGCAGCUCUGGUCGCUUCAUCCAAGCUAAGGAGUGGGACUUCAAGAUUUGUUAUAUAUGUGAAGAAAGGUACCUACCAAGAGAACGUUCAGGUUACAAAGUCAAUGAAGAAUAUAAUGCUAAUAGGAGAUGGGAUUGGUGCUACCAUCGUUACCGGCAGUAAGAACGUCCAAGAUGGUUCCACAACUUUCAGUUCGGCCACCGUUGCUGCGGUCGGUGACGGCUUCAUCGCCAAGGGCAUCACCUUCCAAAAUACGGCCGGACCUCAAAAGCACCAAGCAGUUGCAUUCCGUUCAGGCUCAGACCUUUCAGUUUUCUAUCAGUGUAGCUUCCAAGGAUACCAAGACACCUUAUAUGUCUACUCCCAACGCCAGUUCUACCGUAACUGUGACAUCUAUGGCACAGUAGACUUCAUUUUUGGGGAUGCAGCCGUUGUGUUCCAGAACUGCAACAUCUAUGUGAGAAAACCCAUGAGCAACCAAGAGAACACUGUGACGGCUCAAGGGCGGUCUGAUCCGAACGAGAACACCGGAAUAUCAAUCCAUGAUUGCAUAAUUACAGCUGCUUCGGACUUGAAAGUAGUGCAGAGUUCAUUUAAGACUUACUUGGGUCGUCCAUGGAAAGAAUACUCAAGGACUGUUGUCAUGAAGACUUCUCUUGAUAGCUUGAUCGAUCCUGCAGGGUGGCUCGAGUGGAGUGGCAAUUUUGCUCUCAGCACUCUUUACUAUGGAGAGUACGCGAACACCGGUUCAGGGUCCAGCACAAGUGGUCGAGUGAAGUGGACAGGCUAUCAUAUCAUGAGUACUACCGAUGCCCAAAAGUUCACGGUGGCAAACUUCUUGGGUGGUGGUUCUUGGAUUGGAGCAGCCGGAGUCCCAUACACUUCCGGGCUUUAGGUUUAUAACUUGUGUGACCAAAAAACAUUAUCCCUUCCAUGGGUUAAUUCUAAAUUGGAAAUUAUUUGAUUUAUAAUUUUUUUUAUUUACAUGAGAAUUGACAUCUUGAAUAGAUCCAAGAGUCAUCUCUCAUGUUUCAAGCAAUUGUAUUGAAUUGUCAUAUGGUUUGUGUCCAAUUCCUUUUGUGUAGAGCUAGCCAAUAAUGAUAAUUUCUUUGUAUGUUUUUUUGUUUUAUUUUUCAAUUCCAGUAUGUAGGUGACAC
Macadamia integrifolia is the source of this 2036-nucleotide messenger RNA. Its product is annotated as pectinesterase-like. The record is from RefSeq and is a predicted model, not a curated record. The coding region runs from base 209 to 1774 and encodes 521 amino acids. Lineage: Eukaryota; Viridiplantae; Streptophyta; Magnoliopsida; Proteales; Proteaceae. Gene Ontology annotation, molecular function: pectinesterase inhibitor activity; pectinesterase activity. Gene Ontology annotation, biological process: cell wall modification. The transcript has 2 exons.